AUGGUCCAACGAGCCCUCCGUCCAGGGGUAUAUGUGCCUCUUCCCACUUUUUUUGACGAGAAUCAAGAAAUAGACUAUUUCAGCUACAAGGAACAUUUGCUGAACCUGGCCACCAAGGGGAUGGUUCCUGUGUGCGCAGGUUCGCUUGGAGAGGCAGUUCAUCUGAGUUUUGAUGAAAGGAUAGCCCUAAUCCAAUUCAUCAGAGUUACUCUGGAUGAAGCCGAUUUGACAUCAACCCCUAUUGUCGUUGGAGUUGGUGGUUUGAGUACGAGGGAGACAAUAGAGCUUGCACGAGCAGCAGCAAAAUCUGGGGCAGAUGCUGGAAUGGUAAUUCCGCCUGCAUAUUAUGCUGCGAGUCUCAGUGCCGAUGCGCAGCAGGUCAUUCAAUAUUAUAUCGAUAUAUGUGAAGGGUCUCCAAUACCGUUAUUACUUUACAACUUUCCUACCAACGCAGGUGGACAGGAUAUGCCAUCUGCCGUCAUCAGCGAGAUCAUAAAGAAAGCACCGAACCUGUGCGGAGUAAAAUUAACAUGUGGGGAUAGUAUAGGGAAGCUUGUUCGACUUAAUGCAGAGAUCCAAGGCGAUCCAAACAUAAAUGGAGCUCGGCCUUUCCCAUUCCUACUUCUGGAUGGAUUAAUCGCUGACUUAGCACCAUGGGUGCAAUGUGGCGGCCAUGGGACUGUCAGCGGGAUUCCAAACUUUGCUCCAACGGCCUCGACGAGACUCUGGGAAUUACUGAAUACCCACCCUCUAACACCGGAAGAAGCCACGGAAUGUGCGAGACUGCAGGCCAUUCUGUCAAAUGCUGAUGUUGUUGCUGUGCCAGGGGGAAUUCGAGCUAUGAAGUACGCAUUGCACAAAAUGCAUGGCUACGGGAUGGCACCGCGAAAACCUUUGCUACCACUGAAGGAAUCAGAGGGACAAGAUUUCAUGAACGCUCUGCGCGAACUGAUUGACUUAGAGGCAGAGUAUAUCAGGAAAUAA
This is a messenger RNA of Talaromyces stipitatus ATCC 10500, 984 nucleotides long. Its product is annotated as dihydrodipicolinate synthase, putative. NCBI's taxonomy places the organism in Eukaryota, Fungi, Ascomycota, Eurotiomycetes, Eurotiales, Trichocomaceae. The transcript is spliced from 8 exons. The coding region runs from base 1 to 984 and encodes 327 amino acids. Gene Ontology annotation, molecular function: 4-hydroxy-tetrahydrodipicolinate synthase activity. The record is from RefSeq and is a predicted model, not a curated record.